Molecule: messenger RNA, 667 nt
Organism: Cylicocyclus nassatus
Lineage: Eukaryota; Metazoa; Nematoda; Chromadorea; Rhabditida; Strongylidae
Source: the annotation of a GenBank genome assembly
AGGUAAUGGAGCGACUCAGCAGUGUGAUUGACACGCUCGUUGAUGAUACUUGCAAUGGACUGCUCAAACCAAAACAUAUUCGGGCUGCGGUUGAUUUUCUAUUGUUUUCUCAUUAUGUUGUUCAUCUUGUCUUCUCAAAAUGUAAGCUUCACUGCAAGAAGCUUUUCAUGCAAAGGAAUGCGGCUUGAAACUCGACAGAAGCGAAGCGGAUGCAGCUGCAUUGAUGAAAUAGUCCGCGAAUCGAAGAUAGAGGAGAAAUUGGCAAACUUGGAAGUCUUGGCGGCAUCUUGCAAAGCGAAAUGCGAGAAGUUAGGCGUUACGGAUGGUUACGUCCACUUGGGGUUGAGGAAGAUCUGGAAGGCCACAUUUACCCUAUCGUUAGCGCUUACCAAGAGGCGUUGACCAACAAGUGAGCUUGAGCAUGAUAUAGAGAGGAUUCGAGAUGAAUUGAAGCAAGCAAACGAACGAGUUAAUUUGCUAGCUAAAAAGGCUGAAGCACUGAUGGCCGAUAAGUAAGUUUGUUUUCGCGCUUCAUCCUUUUGUUUCCAAUGUCGUAUGUCAACUUUUUUCUUCUUCUUCUGCGCUCCGCAUAUCUGAUAAGACAGUUCUUUUCUGCAGUAUUUUCCCACCAAUCAUGUUUGUUACAAAGUUUAUGCUCGCAGAUUGC